This is a messenger RNA of Sinocyclocheilus grahami, 696 nucleotides long. RefSeq names its product eukaryotic translation initiation factor 3 subunit D-like. Gene Ontology annotation, biological process: translational initiation. The record is from RefSeq and is a predicted model, not a curated record. Gene Ontology annotation, molecular function: translation initiation factor activity. Bases 80 to 577 code for a protein of 165 amino acids. Gene Ontology annotation, cellular component: cytoplasm; eukaryotic translation initiation factor 3 complex. NCBI's taxonomy places the organism in Eukaryota, Metazoa, Chordata, Actinopteri, Cypriniformes, Cyprinidae. The transcript has 4 exons.
UUAUCUGAUUUUCAGGUACCGGAGGUGGAAGCUCGGGGAGGACAUUGACCUCAUUGUGCGCUGUGAGCAUGAUGGAGUGAUGACCGGUGCAAAUGGAGAAGUCUCUUUUGUCAAUGUCAAGACCCUGAAUGAGUGGGACUCCAGACACUGCAAUGGAGUGGACUGGAGACAGAAACUGGAUUCCCAGAGAGGAGCGGUUCUGGCCACAGAGCUGAAGAACAACAGUUACAAAUUGGCCCGUUGGACCUGCUGUGCCAUUCUCGCAGGAUCGGAGUACCUCAAAUUAGGGUACGUCUCCCGUUAUCAUGUCAAGGACUCAUCUAGGCAUGUCGUCUUGGGCACACAGCAGUUCAAGCCCAACGAGUUUGCCAGCCAAAUUAACCUGAGCAUGGAGAAUGCCUGGGGCAUCCUGCGCUGCGUGAUCGACAUCUGUCGCAAACUGGAGGAGGGCAAAUACCUCAUUCUCAAAGACCCUAAUAAGGCAAGGAGGAAGCUGUGCUGGGUUUCAAGUCUCAGAAUUGAGAUAUUUGAUGUACUGCAACAAAGCAGGAAGCACCAAAUGUCUAUUGAGGAGUAAUUUUCUCUUAUUUGUAUAUAAAACCCAUCUAAACAUUCUUUAAUAUGAACACACCUUGAGUAGAAAUCAAAUACACUGCAUGGUAUCAGUGGUGUUAAUUUUAGUUGCAAUACUAUGCC